This is a messenger RNA of Rhineura floridana, 3755 nucleotides long. RefSeq names its product interferon-inducible GTPase 5-like. The transcript is spliced from 6 exons. NCBI's taxonomy places the organism in Eukaryota, Metazoa, Chordata, Lepidosauria, Squamata, Rhineuridae. The record is from RefSeq and is a predicted model, not a curated record. Bases 1232 to 2434 code for a protein of 400 amino acids. Gene Ontology annotation, cellular component: membrane. Gene Ontology annotation, molecular function: GTP binding; GTPase activity.
CCUGUUCAGCAAUAAACAGCCUCUCAUUCUGGACCUUCAAACUGUACCUUCUUUUUCCAUAUUGGGAGAUAUGGAAAACUUAUAAAUGGGAGAGUUUCUCAAGGAGGGGAUGGACUCCCUCUUCUUCAUCAUCUUCAUCUUCUUCAACCAGCUUUCAGAGCUUUGGUCAGAACCCUUUGAGUGUCAUCAGCAACAUCCGAUACACAUUUCUGCAGCAUGAAGUAGGUAGAAGGCAGUGAAAUUGCUCCGGACAGUAGGCAGCCAAAGAUGGGGAAACUCCAUCCGUAGGAAUAUUCUGCUAUCAUCACUGUGGCACCCACUAAGUCUGGAAGCCUCCAUAAAAUUACUGGUUUUAGCACAAGGGACUUCAUCACUGCUUUCAGGACUGCCUCUGACUUCCCAACAAGCUGAGCAAGAGCUGCAAGGGAUCGAUCAUCCAAGCCAAAGUCCAGGAAGCACUGAGUGCGGAAGUUCACAAACAGGAACAUGGCAGCCAUGAAUGAGAGGCCUGGAACUGGGAUGGCAGCAAUUAAGCCAGAGCAAAUGGCUGUGAGCCAAAUCUUCCUCUUCCUGGCUUCUUUUUUUUUCUCUAAGGUGGGCAUGCAGAUGCUAGGCAGGCUGAGCAGAAAGGCUUGCCUCUUCAGCCUCAAGAGAUCAGCCUUCAGUGUUUCCUGCAGGAGGGGGAAAUCAAAGCACCUGGGUUCCAUAUUGGAUACUAUGAAGACUUGUGGGUCCCUCACCCAUUCUUUUAUCAAGCAUUCUCUGCAGUCUUCUUUGAUGCGCAAAAGGAUCUUCUCCUCAUUGUAGGCAGAAGGCCGUUGCCUCUUGGUGGCCAUCAGGUCAAGGUCUGCUUUGGCACGCACAAAGUAAAACCUCUUUUCCAUUUCUUGGAUCUCAUGGACCAGGUCAGCGUGAGUGGAACGGAAACGCUGGGAGCCGACUAUGAUGAAGAAAUCAAAGCAAUUUAAGUCUACCUUCUUAGCAAAAGUGUUUUCCCCGAAAGAUGAGGAUCCUUUUCCUGGGAGGUCACAUAGGAUGACUUGUGGAAGUGUCGGAUAUGGAUUCCCAGGUGGUUAUAUGUUAGCCUGUUCAGCAAUAAACAGCCUCUCAUUCUGGACCUUCAAACCCCUGCAGUCUUAAAGAAAUUCCUGCCGGCUUAUCUGCUGAGCCCUCAGAUCUGGUGCUGCUGUUAUUUAAUGUCAGAUUAAUUGAGCCAUCAAGAAUCACUGCCAUGGCUGCUGCCAUAUUAGAAGAAAUGCUAAGAAAUGAUCUUGCUGAAAUGAAGGCUGCUUCAGAUCAAAAAGAUCCUCAGGCUGUUAUAGCUGAAGUUCAACAGGAAUUAGAUUUAUUAGAAAACAUCAAAAUUGACAUUGCAGUCACAGGAAUGACAGGUGCCGGCAAAUCAUCUUUAGUCAAUGCUCUGCUGGGUAUGAAAGAUGAUGAUGACGGAGCAGCCAAGACUGAUGUGAUAGAAACAACCAAGGAACUAAAAGAAUAUCAGUAUCCCACAUUCCCAAAACUCAAAAUUUGGGAUCUACCAGGAAUUGGAACACCUGCAUUUAAAGCAAAGGAAUACCUACAGAAAGUCAAUUUUAACAAGUAUGAUUUCUUCAUAAUUGUUGCCUCAGAACGCUUCACUGAGAAUGAUACCAAGUUGGCUUCUGAAAUUAAGAAACUGAACAAGAGAUUCUACUAUGUGCGUACCAAAGUGGAUGUCAACAUAGAUUCUGAAAGUCGGAAAAGAGACUUCAGUGAGAAGAAAACCCUUGAGAAGAUAUGGAAAAACUGCUGUGAGAAUUUGAAGGCUUUAGGAGAGUCUUCUCCAAGGGUGUUUCUAAUAUCAAGGUGGGAUUUGAGCAAGUAUGAUUUCCCCCUGCUGCAAGACACCAUUGAGAAGGAACAGGAUAAAAUCAAGAGAGAUGUUUUAAUUAUGUUUAUGCCAAUUUUAACAAAAGAAGGCAUUAAAAAGAAAAAGGCUGCUAUGGAGAGCCUUAUAUGGAAACGAGCUAUGUUGUCUUGUAGUGUGGGGUUGAUUCCUAUCCCAUUCCUCUCUUUGGGUUGUGACAUUGCCAUCUUGGCCUCAACAAUGAAUCAUAUCUGCAAGGUCUUUGGCUUGGAUGAAGCUUCCCUCCGUAGGCUUGCAUUCCGUGUUGAGAAACCUGUUGAGGAGUUGAAAUCUGUUAUUGAAAAUACUCCAAGUACCAGUGAGAUCACCACAAAAUUUGUAACAGAUUUCUUGCAGAGGUCAAUGGUAUGGGGAACAGUAACAGUGAUAGAGCUGGCUCUGGAUUUCGUACCCAUAGUGGGAUCUCUAUAUGGUGGCGGCAGUUCACUUUUAACCACAUUGUACAUGCUGAAGGGGUUCCUGAAAGAUGUUGUGAAAGAUGCUGAGAAUGUUCAGGCAAAAGCUAUCGAGUCGAAGAGAUCCAAAUAAACAGCCAAGACACCCAUCCAGACAGUGAGGUCCAGGCAUGUAUUAUCUCAUCUUUCUACCACAUAAUCAACCAAUUGCUUUCCUCUGACUCCUUUCUACUGCAAUCAGAGAAUCCUCACUUCCUCAACUAUUCUAAAAACAAAACAAAACCCCUUUAACCCACACAUAGGGAACCUGCAAGUUGUGCCCAAUUUAAGUCUUCCUGGAGUCCUAACUUGGCAAGACUUUUCUUCCAGCCUCUUUGUUAUGAGGAUUAAUCCAUCCUCCAUGUGACCUGCUGGGUGGAGGGAGUCUGCUCCUUUUGGGGAGGGGUAAAUUUCACUAAAGUUUUUUUAAAAAAUCUUGAAGAAAGUCUCCCACACCCUGGAACAAACACAUGAGACACCCCUGACCUGCCCGUGUUUCCUUCUGCGGUCAUACCCUUUUUUCUGAAGAAGCAGCAGAGAUGAACUGUGUUUACGAGACAAAAUUUACAAGAUAGAAAAUUUACAAGGAGAUUGGUUAAACUUUCCAUUGACAAAAUUUGGGUAACUGUGCUCUCCUCUAAGUAAAGUAGAAAGUUUUGCCCCCAAAUUCUGAUGAAAUCUAUAUCUACCCAGGAUGAGAGAGCAGAGAUGCAGAUAUCCCCUUCAUCUCUUCUGUGGGAUUCAGGAAUGAGAAAGCUACCACACCUGCAGGACUGGUAGCUUCAAGCUGCUUUGAAUCUUGUAAUGCUAUGAAGCUCAGAGUGGGUUAGUUCUGAUGCAUCCUCUAAGUAGCUGGGUUGGAAGAUGUUUAGGAUGCACAGAAGUACUUCGUUUCCUUUGCUUUAUUUGAAUUUAGUUCCUUAUGGCUACAUUGCUGAUUAUUACCUAUUGCCAUGUGUAUUUCUUUAUGGCUGUAUUAUUUUUAUUUCUUUAAUUGUUUGCAAAUAUAUAUCACCAACAUUUUAAAAAAUCAUAGCGGUGAAUAGCAGUCAAUCAACAAUAAAACUGGACUUAUAAAACAAAUGGUAGAACAUCUGUUUUGCAUGCAGAAGGGCAAUGGUACAAAAGGAAAGGUGUUCCCAGAGGUAACAUGGUCCCAAGUUGCAGGGUUUCAUAUGCCAACCUGGUAGCAUAUUGACAGCCAGUGCAGCUCUUCCAGCACAGGUGUUAUGCACUGUCAAUAGGGGACCCUUCAACAGCCUUGCUGUGGCAUUCUGCAUUGACUGCAGCUUCCUGACCAACCUUAAUGGAAGGCCCACAAUAUUUCUUUAUCCCCUGUAUGCUUUGACAGUUUCCCUCUUAUUCCCGUAUGUAGUCAUUUAGUGGAAUUACUAUCAGUCUACUAUCCUUGUACU